UCUUGGAGUUUUUAUCUAUAUUUCCGUAGGAAACUUUGAAGGUUGUAUUUAACGUGUUUCAAACGUGAGGAGUACGGCGGUAUGAAUGAAGACAAUGAAACCAGAAGUGAAAAAUACCAGCUACUUCCAAGCAUUUGAAAAAACGAACCUUUCUUGAAUUAUCAGUUUAUCGCACGCCUAGAAAUAAUCUUUAGCUUCAUUUUAACCCUCAAAGGACCAGGCCCACUAGAGCCAACCUCGGGAUUUCUUGUUGUGGAUCUGCGGGAAACGCAGCUUUGCAUUGGGGUUUGACUGUGAGCUCCUCCAUUGCAUGCCCUGACAUGCUGAGCCAGGGGGGAGGAGAACAAGGAGGACAAGAAAGACCGGAGAAAGAGAGAGGAGGAGAGAAGUCGUUGAGAAUCUCCUGAGAGAGGGAGCGAGUGUGCCUGUGUGUUUUUAUGAAGGAUGAGGAAACUGCCAGAGCAGGAGGUGAACGGGAGCAACUUAGCAGAAAGGAAUUUUGAAGAAGGGAAGGAGACAGAGCGAAAGUGAGAAAAUGUGUACGGAACACUAAGUGAGUGAGAGAAUAGGGAGAAACACACAAUGUGAUUACUGUCUAUGUGCUGCUAUCUAAAGUGCUCGUGGCCAUCUCCGUCAAACAGGAAGAACAGAGGACUGAUUAUCAGGAGAGAUCCUGUACAAAGAGCACUACUUUCUCUCUUGUUUUUUUGUUUUGUAUUUUAUUUUUCUCUGAGGAGUUAGGCAUGUGGGUGUGGCUGCUGGAGUUCCCCGUUGGUGGAAGAGGGCAGAGCCUGCACUGGUCUUUACACACGUUUGUGCUGGGUGAGAUUGUGCUUCAUUGCUCCUAGACCCACAUGCACCCAGCCCUGUGGAGUGGUUAAGGGUAAACGGAUCAAGCCGAGGGAAAAGGGGGUCCUGGAUGACAGAGGAGGGGAGAGGUUUCCUCAAAGUUGAAUAAGGAAGAAGGGCGUCCGCUCUCCGCGGCGAGAGGCGAAGAAGCCCACAGGCACCCGGACGGCACUCUGACGCGGUCCCUGUCGAGGCGGCACGGCGCGGGAUGGGUGGUGGCCCGCGUUCGGACUGGCUCCCCCGGGGGAGGCGAUGAGCGACGGCGGCAGCGGGGAGGCCCAGGGUCGGCCCUUCCACUGCCGGGAAUGGGCCCUGGGCAAGCUGCAGCACUGGCUGGGCACACGCUGCCAGGGGGCCUUGGUGACGGGCGGGCCAGGAGCGGGGAAAACAGCGCUCUGCACCGAGGCGGUUCGGCCCACGUCCAAAGCCGGGUUGGAGGCGGGACUGGCGCCCUGCUGCCUGGCGUCUCACUUCUGCAGGUGGGAGGAUGAGCGGAGUGUGGAAGUGUGGAGGUUCGUCCUGGGCCUGGUCGAGCAGCUGCGGGGAAGCCCCCUCCUCCCACCGGGGUAUGCCCAGACUCUGGAUACCCCCACCAUCGCCCUUACUCUGGACCCCCUGCACUGCCAACGGGACCCCGAUGAUACCUUCAGAAGGGCGGUGCUGUUGCCCCUUCAGGAAACCCCCCCUCCGGCCCACAGGCUCUUCCUGCUGGUGGACUCUCUGGACUCGGGGUCCCAGGGCGGGGGGGUUGUGGAGGGGAGGAGCAGCUCCAUUGCAGAGCUUCUGUCCAGAAACCACCACCUCUUCCCCAGCUGGCUGCUGCUCAUCUGCUCCGUAAGGCGGCAGAACCGGGCCGUCUACCACAUGUUCUCAGGGUUCCGUAAGCUGGUGCUGGACGACCUGCGGAAGGCGUCGGCGGUGCAUGACGUGCAGCGCUACAUCCUGCGGCGUCUGGACCAGGAGGGGGCGCUGCGGAGGCAUCUGACCCCCGAGACGGCCGAGAUGCUGAACCUGCUGCACAUCAAGAGCGGCGGGUGCUUCCUGUUCCUGGAGCGUGUGCUGGACGGUGUGUCACGGGGCCUCCUGGCGGUGCGCGAGAUCCGCCACAUCCCCGGCACGCUCAACGGUCUCUACCUGUGGCUGUGCCAGCGCCUCUUUCCCACCAGCCUCUUCUCCCAGGUGCGGCCCCUGCUCAACGCCCUGCUGGCCAGCCUGCACCCCCUCACCCCCGAGCUGCUGUACCGCGCCCUCUGGACCCGCGACCCUGCCCUGGGCCCUGACGAGUUCCGCCACAGGCUGGACGCCGUGUCGCCGCUCCUGACGGAGGGGGAUGCGGGCGCCGUGUUCCUUUUCCACGCCAGCUUCGCUGAGUGGCUGACGGAUGUGAAGUACUGCACGCAGAGGUACCUGUGCAGCAUGGAGGAUGGCCACGCCCUGCUGGCCAUGUCCCUGUCGCUCCGUGCCUCGCAGCUGACCACACCCGAGAUCUGCCAGCUGGCUAAUCACCUCCUGCGUUCCGGGAUCCAUACGUCGGACCCCGCCCUACUGGCGCUGUGGAUGGUGUGCACCGGUGUUCCCGCUGUCGGGGACGACUCAGUUUCGCAGACUUCGCCGCCUGUCCUGGUUCAGCCCGACGUCUUCCAGCUGCUGCUUAAGAGCGGGGUGCACCCCCCAUCCUACGGGUCUGGUUUUGGGGUACACUGCCUGGAGGGCGUCGGGGGUGGGGUCCUGGGCAAGUUGCCGGAGGGGGCCGAGUUCGUGCGGCUGCUCUUGGAUGGCGGAGCGAGCGUGGACCAGGUCGACCCUGUGGAUGGUCGCACCCUAUUGGCCAGCGCCGCACACUCAGGCGCGGUCGACGCUGUUGAGCUCCUGCUGUCGCGGGGGGGAGACCCCACGCUGGCUGACCACCAGGGCCAGACCCCGCUGACGCUGGCCGCUCGGCAGGGCCACCUCGGGGCGCUGCGCGCUCUGCUGGACUGGCCGGGCUGUCACAAGGCCAUGCUGGAGCACGUGGACGGCGAGGGCUGGACAGCCCUGCGGCUGGCGGCGUGGGGAGGGCACGGGGAGGCGGUGCGCCUCCUACUGGAUGCUGGGGCGGAGGUGGACGGCAGCGACGCCGACGGGCGGACAGCGCUGCGGGCGGCGGCGUGGGCAGGGCAUCAGGAGAUGGUCCUGGCCCUGCUGGAGCACGGCGGGCAGCCGGACAAGGCCGACAGAGAGGGCCGCACCCCGCUCAUCGCUGCGGCGUACAUGGGCCACCGGGAGGCCGUGGAGGCCCUGCUGGUGCACGGGGCGCGGGUGGACGCGCAUGACUCAGACGGCCGGACGGCGCUGUGCGUGGCCGCCAUGUGCGUGCCAGCGGCAGCAGGGGGGCGGGGCCACGGGGACGUGGUGAGUGCGCUCCUGGAGAGGGGGGCAGACCCCAGUCACCGUGACAGUGAUGGGAUGACGCCCCUGCUGCUGGCGGCAUACGAGGGCCAGGCCCAGGUGCUGGAGCUGCUGCUGGAGGCCGGGGCCGACGUAGACGAGAGCGCCGGUCUCCGCGGCAACGCCUCGGCGGCCGUCACCCCUCUGCUGGCUGCGGCCUCCAUGGGUCAUGGGGCAGUGGUAAGCACGGCGCUCUUCUGGGGCGCCACGGCGGACGCCAUCGACGGGGAGGGCCGCACCGCGUUGAGCCUGGCGGCCGCCCGGGGCAGCGUGGAGGUGGUGCGUGCCCUGCUGGACCGAGGGCUCGACGAGAACCACAAGGACCACCUGGGCUGGACACCGCUGCACGCGGCUGCUUGUGAGGGCCACCGGGCCGUGUGUGCCGCUCUGACGGAGUGCGGGAGCCUGGCUCGGGUCGCCGAGCCCGACAACGAGGGCCGCACGCCACUCGUGCUGGCCGCCCAGGAGGGCCACUGCGGCACGGCCCGGCUCCUGCUCGACCGGCGCUCCCCCAUCGACCACCGCGGCUACGACGGACGUUCGGCCCUGUCGGCCGCCGCGCUGGAGGGCCACAGCGAGGCGGCGGAGCUGCUGAUGAGGCGCGGGGCUGACACGGACGUGCGGGACGCCGAGGGCCGGCCGCUGCUCUACCUGCUGGUGCUGGAGGGCCGGCUGGACAUGGCGGCCCUGCUGGUGCGGGAGGGCGGGGCACCGCUGGAGUCGCGUGACUCGGAGGGCCGCACGGCACUGCACGCGGCCGCCUGGCGGGGCAGCCCAGAGGCGGUGGGGCUGCUGCUGCGGUCCGGGGCCGACCCCGACGCGCGGGACAAGGAGGGCCGCCCGCCCCUGCACUCGGCCGCCUGGCAGGGUCAAGCCGCGGUGGCCCGUCUGCUGCUGGACUCUGGGGGCGCCACUGCCGACCUGGCCUGCCGCCAGCAGGGCGCGACGGCGCUGUGCAUCGCCGCGCAGGAGGGCCACGCGGACGUGGUGGCGGUUCUCCUGGAGAGGGGAGCCAAUCCCCGGCACACGGACCGCUACGGGCGCAGACCCGCGAAGGUGGCGGGGAAGAGGGGCUACACCAACAUCGUCCGACUCCUGGAGAGUCACGGGGCAGAGUCUUACGCUGGUAUCCUGCCCCUACCCUCCCCCGCCUCUCCACCCUUCCAGACCUCCACCCUCCAGACCCAGUCUUCUGCCAGCUCGGGGAGCUCAGCUCCCCACAAGGCACCCCCCUCCACCUCCUCCCUUUCCUGCUCUCCCUCCUCCACCGCCGAGCGCUUCCACUCGGCCCAGUCCUCCACCUGCCACUCCCUGGCCACCGUGCAGACCGCCCCCGCCGACAGCCUGAGCUUCACCCAGCUCAUCCAGCAGCACUCCCUCCCCCGCAGCCGGCCCUCCACCCUGCCCCUGCCCACCUCCGCCCACAACAGCCUGCCCCACCCCCAGGCUGGCUCCCCUCCUGCCGACUGCAACACCAACACGCCCUCCCACAUGCCCCGCAAAGGGCUCAGCUCCCCAGGGGACAAGGACUGGCCCAAAAUCCAGCCCAAGACCCAGGAGGUGAACAGUGCCGGGCUGGAGAGGGAGGAGAGGAGGCAGGGGAAGUGGAACUCGGUGAUGGCCUCCCUGGGGGUGAGCCCUGGACAGGACUGCCCCACCAGGACCCCAAAAACCAGGGACGGCCCUCUCCACGGGUAUCCUGUCCAACUCGAGGGCCAGGAACUCCAGAGGGAUGGUCGGGACACGCCUCGUAAGAGCUCCCUGUCACCACCCUUCAGCUUCCCCUCCCCCAGUGCCUUAUCCCCUGAAUGCAUAGUCCCCCUCACCAGCACUGACCCCCAGCUCAACCUGAAGCAGGCUAUCAAGCUGCAGUUCGAGGGGCCCACCAGUGCUGCCAUAUACAAGCGAGAAACGCCACUCUGAGGAGGGCACGGAGGCGUGGAUCCCCGAGGAGCAGCUGCAGUGUGGGUACCCGCUCCGAGGUCAGCCUGCCGCUCGGAGGGGGCGGGGAGCCCCGUGCCGCUCCGCUCCGAGCCUGCCGCGGACGGGAGGAACCCGGGGACGCAUGAACAGUGCUCUGUUUACAUUCCAGAAGUUUCCUUUGUCCACCACUGGAGGAAAGAGCAGCUGUGUACCCCCCCCUUUCUGGCCCACAGGAAUUAACUUCAGUUUCAGCUGGGUCUUUAUAUUGUGCUGGAAGAAUUACUUACUGGGGGGCCGUUGUUCCACUGAGGAGUGUGAGGGGGCCUCUUGCACAUACAAUACAGUACAAUAUUACUUUAUUUAUCCCACAUGGGCAAUUUAAGAGUGAAAAAGACAACAUUCAGUACUGGGAGACGCAUACAUCAGUACAGACAGCAGGCAGCACUGGCAGACGCAUACAUCAGUACAGACAGCAGGCAGCACUGGCAGACGCAUUCAUCAGUACAGACAGCAGGCAGCACUGGCAGACGCAUUCAUCAGUACAGACAGCAGACAGCACUGUGCGCAGAGCAGUAUGAGUCAGGGGGGAUGGGUGUGGGGCUUGUUUUUUCCUUUUUGUCUUCUAAACCCCUGAGUGCAGAUUAGCACCAGCCGCUUAGUUUUGACCAACCAGCAUAGGUGGAACUUUUAAAAGUUGGGAGCAUUGCACACUGUUUCACUGUUAUUGAGGGGGGCCAACCCCCACAUGGUGCUGGGGGGUUGAUUGUCUGCCAUGCUCAUUUAAAACGUAAAACUAAAAUACAGAAAGGUCAUCUGACUCAUUCACUUUUGGGAAGAAGGCCCAAGAACAGUUUGCGUGUUACCAGAGCGGUUUCAAUGUUUCUUUUUCCUUCAGGGUCAGUGAAAGUGAGAGGCGCUGACAGUCUCAAGAAUAACAGUGGUGAUGUUCCAAGGUAUUUAUGGCUUUGACCUUUGCCGGAGAGGUCCUUGUGUUCGCGUUUCACCUGGAAGAUGUUUGCUUGUUAUUCUAACUGGCAGCUCAUUUCUGUCAGCAUGACUGUCUUUCACGGUACUAGAACCUGUGCAGCAGCCAAGUCAGGGUUAAGUGGGCUGGCUUAUAACCCGCAGCUUCACCUGAACUCAAGGUUUUACAACAGGGCCCAUAAAUACCUCUGGUCAUGUCAUAAGGGGGAGACAGAAUAAGUGGGGUUAUCGCCAGUACCACAGGGAUAACGCUGCCAGACCCAUUCUCAUCUCAUAACUGAUAUUACUUACUUGGAUACUAAUGCAUCACUUCAAAUUAAUUCUGGAAGAUGGAAUGCAGUGACUCAGUGUAGGAAACUCACAUUCUUGUAAUGUAAUGUAAUUCUUCCAUCUGUGAGCAAGCAGACGAGGAAGGGAAAGAUGCUAGGAGCCUCUCAGCUGAAGGCACUGACUAAGAGAGGGAAAGAGGAUUGAGAGGGCUGGGUCAGAUGUCAGACAAAUUAAUAGAAAUGUCCUAUCACUUCCCAGUCGGUGUACAGAUGGCAGUCGUUCACACGACAAAGUCUGAAAGGACAGGAGAGCAGCGGUGUUAAAAUGCUAAGGAAAAUGAGCGAACCCCCGAAUAGGCAGAGAGUCAUACUCUGUGGGAUCUCACAUGAAGACUUGCAGGACUGUCACAAGGCUUAAUGCUCAGUGUGUGUGCCUUUUACCAACACACACCCACCCAAAGUAAAAUAAAUAAAAUAAAACAAACAUAGGCCUGGCAGGUCUUUUACAAGUGGUGUCUCUGCUACUGUGCUUAAACAGGGAGUGUUGAACCCCUGAAAAUGGUCAGGAAGCUUAGCACAGAGACGUAGGAAUGUGGUGUGACCCCUGCCUGUCCCAAGAGAGCUAGAGCAGACAUGUUUACCUCAGGGGAACCAUGGUGGCAGACGCCAACAACUGUGUUAUUUAGUAAAUAAGUGGUCAUUCAGAUUUCCAAUAGGUUGCUUCUGAUCACCACCAAUAACAUCAGAAUAAAUAUUAUUUUGUUGUAAUGGUGGAGAACUUUGUGACCCCUAUACAUUUGUAUGUAGUAUCUUGGUACUGUACUUAUGGCCAUAAAGUAUACAGAGAAGUGAACUGAUUGUUAAUCACUUGGAUCAGCUGUCAGAGUAGGUUCACUGAAUAGAAAGAGCCAUCCAGCUGAUAAUAAGUUCAGUGCAUCUUUGUAGUUUUUAUUAAAAAAAUAAAAAAAGCAUACUGAUAAUGGUGAAUCAUAGGGUUUGAAUGUGUGUCAAACAUGCUCCAGCCUGCCAUUGACUGAGCCUGGGUCUUUGAGCACUGGUUUCCUGUACACUUCCUGUGAGAGAGCCCUUGUUAAAAUGUACCACUGACAUGAGCAAAUGUGGAUUAUACGUAUGUCUAAACAACUGCAUAUCUCAUACAGCGCAUAUAACAGGUGGAUCGUGUCAAUUGAUUGGUGUGAGUCAUGGAAUAUGUAUUCUGUAGAGCAAGUACUUCUUGUGAUCCACCAAGGAUCUACCAAGCUGUGGAAGAACAUUGUAUUGCACUUAGUCAGUGAUUUGACUUUGUCUGGGUGGCCUGUCCCCAGUCACUGUGGCCACUUUAAUAGCCAAUCACCAAUAUUUGUGGAGCUGACGUUCAGGGAGAAGACCAAACAUACCCCUGAUUUGUAAGGGCUUGUUGAUGUGGUGCUAGAUCAGUGGAAACUAUUGUACAAACUUGUACCUGUAACACAUCUGCUAAUGUUGUACAGAUGUUUUUGUAUCCUGAAACAUUCUACCUGCUGGUCUUGUCAUGGCUUAUAAGUUAAGGUGCCUGUAACAAGACUAAAACUCUCAAGAAAAUCAGGUGUAAUUUGGAAAAUCCCAGUUUAAAUAAAGCUUGACCUUUUUUUUCUGUC
Messenger RNA from Conger conger (European conger), 8089 nucleotides. It is a transcript of the gene ankrd50l, whose product is annotated as ankyrin repeat domain 50-like. Bases 1102 to 5199 code for a protein of 1365 amino acids. Gene Ontology annotation, cellular component: ciliary inversin compartment. The record is from RefSeq and is a predicted model, not a curated record. The transcript has 5 exons. Gene Ontology annotation, biological process: protein localization to ciliary inversin compartment. NCBI's taxonomy places the organism in Eukaryota, Metazoa, Chordata, Actinopteri, Anguilliformes, Congridae. Gene Ontology annotation, molecular function: protein binding.